UUUCCUGUUUCCUAGCAACAAAAGGAAGUAUUUGUUGUUGCCCUCUCCUGCGGGACUCCUACCAGUAAAUCCCGGGGUGUCGAGGUCGGGAGGCGUUGCGGGGCCGCUCAGCCCGGCGUGCGGGACCCCGUCCUAGGGAACGGCGGGGCUUCCGAGGGGGCCCGGAGAAUUUUGGCCUCGUCCGUUUGGUUCCCCUCGGCCCGAUCCGUCCGUUGCUCGCCGAACGGGAGGCGAAGAGCUCGGAGGGGUUUCUCUUCGCGGGAAAUGGUGGGUCGUCGUGAGGCCUCUCUUCUACCUCAGGGCGGGACCCGUCGCGGACUGUGAACUCCGCCUGGAGCCUCCCGGGGAAACGAGGGACCGGGACCCUCGCGCCUCCUGAAUCCGAAUCUCAGGGUUUUCAGCCCCGCUCGUAGCUGCUGAUCGCGCCCGCCUCCUCCUCCUCCGACGCCGGAUGCCUUAGGAAGCCUGGAAUUACCUGCUGGCUGCUGCUGCUGCCGCCCUACUUGAACGGGAUGCUUCCCGCUGGGAUGUCCUGAAAUGCACUGGAUCCUGUGGUGGAGGUCCAGCUCCUCUCACUCUUUUCUCUCUCCCAGCACUCAGGGUCUCCCCCACGUGUCUUCUCGUCCUCCUCCUCCUCCUUCUUCAGCCUCUGGGGCGGAGGCUUCUUCCUGGAUAACCUCCUGCUCCGAAGAUGGGGCUGUGAAGGCCCGCCUGGGUCCUGAAGGAGGUCGCCUUGAAUGCCUUUUGGUUCUUGAGAAAGGCAGCGCAGCUUGAAACUCGGCCCCAGAAAACCGAAAAAUCAACUUAACGCUGCUCAUUGCCCGACGUGUUUUGUGCAGUGUUUUAAUGUACAAUUAAUAUGUCCGGCUCUGAGCCGUAUUCCCUGUUUUGGGAGGAAGGUCGUUUGUGUCGGUGGCUCCUGAUAAAUGAAUGUUGUGCUGAUCUGGGGGAUUCAGAAUGAUCUGACAGGACAGGAAGAAACAGCUCAUCGUGGAUAUGCGGAUGGACCUGCAGCCAAGUACAUGAGCUCAGUCUCCCGUUAGCUGGAACAACGUGUAUCUUCCCGUUCUUCAAAGUUCUCCCAGAUCCACACAACUCCACAGCCCAAUGGCAGCAACCAGUCAGCUUUCUGAUCUGGGCCACAAAGAAUCUGGAUGACUACUGGCCAGCAGCAGAGACAGAAAACCCUUAGCAUUUUUGCCUUCACCUACAAAUGUCUUCAAAGAAAAAACAGGUCCAGUUGCCUCCUGAAAAAAAACAUGACCUGGAUGACUGAGAAUCUCUACAGACUUUUAUCUAUACAAUUUGGAAUGAACACCCUUUGAAUGGCAUGGGAGUAGAAUGGAUUGCCAAAGAAAAAUUGCAGACUAAAGGAACCAGGAACACUACUUGGGUGACCCUGAGGACACAGAUAAACCUCCAAGUGCUUUAAGGACCCUCUAAAACAGGGCUGUCAAACUCGUGGCCCGUGGCCCAGAUGCAUCACAUGCUGGCCAUGCCCAUGGUUUAGUGAAGGGGAAAAAAGUCCUGAUAUGUCACAGGACGCUGCCAUGAUGAUGCAAGUUUGACACUCCUGCUCUAAAAGGAUGCAAAUGACCAGCUCUCUGCAAGGAAUAUAAAUCCUUCCAUUCUGUACUAUCCUGUCAGAGCUGAAGAAGCCUCCUGGAUGAGGAGCAAAAUGUCCUGAAAGAAAAAACAAAAAAAUCCAGUUGCCUCCUGAAAAAAACACCUUUGAGACAACCAUGACCUGGAGACUCCAUCUACAAAGUUGUGGGAAGAGAUAUCUAUCACAUCAAAGCCCCAGUAUACCAGUCCUCUUAGAAUUGCUAAACAAGUUGGCAUCUGGUUAAAACAGCUGUUGCGUGAAAACAUCAGGGCUGCACUGUAGUCUUAAUAUGGAAAAAAAAUCCCUAAAGGGCAAUUUCUGUAUUGUUUCCGUAUUAUUGCUCUAAUCAAGGCAUAUCCAUAGGAUUGCCGGAGUUUCGCCGGACUCAAGCAAGCCCUUGCCUUUUAAGAGCCCAGGUGGCACAUUCUCCUAGACCAGGGCUCUCCAACCUUGACUUGUCUUAAAAGUUGCCAAGAUUGGAGACCCCUGUCCUAGACCUAGUCUAUCAUCAUUCCUAAUCCUCUGCCAACCUGAGAUGCUCAGAAGGAAGGCCCCUAUUUAGAGAAUGCCAGAAGACUACAGCCCCCAGCAUGCCUUGCUCCUUUUCCACCUCCACUCUCUGAUUGGCUGGGGUGCCUGUUCGAACGCCCGCAGGCCGGCCAAUGGGAAACGGCCUAGUGUCCCAGGGCCAGGCUGGAAGAAGCAGCAUUGGCUCCAGCGGUCAGUGUCCUCGCCUCGUGGCCGACGGCAGGAUGACGGUGCCCAGGUGGGAGCGCGCAGCCCGGGUGCUGCUCUGCGCGGCGGGGCUGGCGCUCUCUAUUUACGCGUGGCACGUGGAGACAUCCAAGGAGCGCGACGCCGCCUACCGGGCUAUGUGCGACAUCAGCGCCGACAUCAGCUGCUCCCGGGUCUUUACCUCCAGGUGGGGUCGUGGUUUUGGCUUGGUGGCAGACCUUCUGGGACCUCACAGCCUCUUCAAUCAGCCAAACAGCAUUUUUGGGAUUAUUUUCUAUAUUUUGCAGAUACUUCUGGGUUUCUUUCACCACAACCUGGCGGCCAUCGCUCUUCUGGGCUCUUCGUUUGUCUCCAUUGCUGGAUCUCUCUACUUGGCCUACAUCCUUUUUUAUGUGCUCCACGACUUCUGUGUCAUUUGCAUCAGCACCUACAUCCUCAACUUUGCCCUCCUGUUUAUAAACUACAAACUCCUGGGCUACCUCAACCGUCCACCCCCACUGAAGACAAAAGCCAAGAGGCACUGAACACCAUGUUCUUUUGAGCCUGCACAAUCCCUGGACCUUGUAUUUGAAGAUGACCAAGUAGACAGUUUAUAGACACCACCUUCAUCUUCUUUGCCUAGGAGUUGUUCUUCAGCAUGUCUCCCAUCAUCUUUCAGACUUCAAACAUCUCAGAAAUCAUAACCUGAUUUCUAUUACCCAGAAUUAAAAUGGAAGCUACCUUGCACGGUGCAAACCAAAAUUAAGCUGUUUUGAUUUUAACAAUUUUUUAAAUGGCAUUUUUCCUUAGCUCUUUUAAAUUGUUUUAUGUAUGCUCGUUUUGUACAAUUACAGGUUAUCCUUCAUAACUUUAGACUUACGGAUUCUAUGAUCCACUUUAUAAGUGGAUUAAGGUGUAGUGGGAGGUUUAAUACAGGGGUAGAUAGCAUCAACAUAAUAUGGGCAACCAAGUCAUUGUUACCUGCUCUUUUUUUCAUAUGCAUGGCACAUAUCACAUGCAUGUAAAAAGAAGAAGGGUCUUCUCACCAGUUAUAAUUGCCAUUUUCAUGCUGUUGGCAUCCAUCUUUCAGAGAUGCCAUGCUUAAUAUAAACUUUUAAAGAUUUUGGACUAUGAUAUUAAAAGUGACUCUCCAUUGAGCAGUGGCUGCUUAAAUUAACACCAUUUCACACUGAUAAUCAGGCCUGGUUUACUUUUCCCAUCAUUAAUUUCUUUUGCUUGGUGUUCCACCAUAUCAUUUGGCAAACCGAAACAGUGUUUCCCAAAUAGGAGAUAGUGAUGCAUAGCUACGGAAAAAGAAUAGCAAGUUGCAGAUAAUUAUUUUUAUUAGAAAUAAAACACUACACAUUGUAGAUAAAUUAAAACGGAGACUGGUCUAGAUCCAAUUAGGUAAUACCAUCAGUCCUUUAAAUACUGAUGAUGUUACCUAGUUGGGUAACGGAAUGUCUGCAAGAAAAAACCAAGCUCAGAGAGCACCAAGGAUCCUUCAUAUCAACUCUGAGUUACAAAUACAUUUUGUUGGUAGCAAAAAUAAAUCCAAGAGCAUUGUUCUUCAGUUGUGAAUUUACAAAAAUUGAAUUACGACAUAUUCAGCCACUUAAAAUAUAGCUAACAUGUUAGACUUAAAUUUUACAAGGGUAGUUUGGAUAACAAUUAUUUUAAACACUGAUUUUGAUUUUCUGUAUUGGGCACCAAAAGUUCCUGAGCCAUUUCUAUGUAUAACAAAAUAUAUUUGCCAGCCAUCGGGCUAAUAUUUCAUUUUGUUUUAAUGGAAUCGGUUUCUAGCUUCUCAUUCCUGUGGCAAGAAAAGAAAGUUGGUCAGAAGGGACCAUGCAGGUUCCCUUUUUGUACAUUAGAAUUAUGUUUGUAACAAGCAACAUUUCUUCCCAUACGUUUUUUAGAUGAAAUAAUGGAGAUUUGAAACAAUGGAGGAAUUGUUCUCUCAGCUAGCAGCAGGGGACGCUGUUUUUCUAUUAAUACAACCAGCUCUGAAUUUAACUCUUUGUAAUGUUUUAUCCCAAAAAUAAAGAGGACAAAGACAAAAAUUCAGAUUGGCUUUC
This is a messenger RNA of Ahaetulla prasina, 4398 nucleotides long. It is a transcript of the gene VKORC1, whose product is annotated as vitamin K epoxide reductase complex subunit 1. Bases 2269 to 2865 code for a protein of 198 amino acids. NCBI's taxonomy places the organism in Eukaryota, Metazoa, Chordata, Lepidosauria, Squamata, Colubridae. The transcript is spliced from 5 exons. The record is from RefSeq and is a predicted model, not a curated record. Gene Ontology annotation, molecular function: vitamin-K-epoxide reductase (warfarin-sensitive) activity. Gene Ontology annotation, biological process: peptidyl-glutamic acid carboxylation; vitamin K metabolic process.